GCUCUCCAGGCACCUGUACAUGCUGGAAGCUUUUGAAUAAGGAAGGACGCAGACUUAUUAAGCAAACUCUUGCUGACUUUUGAUUUCUUGUUCCGAAAUGGAGCACUGCCAAAUAUAUACUUUUCGAUUGCUUCUUUGGAUUGGUUUGCUUGCUCGGUUACGAGAAGUCCUAGGCUUUGUCGGCACCACUCACAGUUCAAACGAGUUGUACACGGUUUCGCUUUCACAUCGGGUUCCGUCUAAAAAUGACAGAAGCUGUCUGCAUUCAAAAUUACAGAAUAUUGCCGAUGAAGGCGCUGUCGAACGGAGGGAUCAACUUGCUCGGACAGUGUCGCGUCGGACCCGUCGUGGUUUUUUUCUGACUGCAGCAACAACGACGACGACAUUUUUCUCCUCUACUGUUCUCGCCACUUCUCCCGCUUCAGCCGUGACACCCCCUAGUUAUCUGGUACCAACCCCGCCAUUGACGAAAGACACCUACUGGCCAAUCGGCAAGGUAGCCUUUUCUUUACUACCGUUGGCGGGUACUCGAACGAGAAGGAAAACGUUGCAAGAAACAGUGAUUCCCAACCUUAUGUGGACGCACGAUCAGAUUCAAGGUAUUGUGAACGUCAACGUUCCCGUGCGGCAGAUUGUGGUCAAACUCUCAAAUUCAAGUGGCGGUGGACUGUGGGUGUACAAUCCUGUCGCACCAACCCCAGAGAUGCUCCGGCAUAUGCACUCGCUAGAAGCCCAGCACGGGCCUGUCCGCCAUAUAGUCUUGGGCACAGUGGCACUCGAACACAAGGCUGCUUUUUGCUCCUUUUGUCGACAAUACCCCAACGCUAGCGCCUGGGUUCAACCAGGGCAAUGGAGCUUUCCCCUUAACCUGCCUUUGUCUUUCUAUGGACUGCCCCAAGUAGGAAGCAACCGUCUUCAAGAAUUGCCUACUACCAUCAACCCUUCCGGAAGUAGAAACUCACUGCCUGAAUGGGCCCACGAUUUUGAUUUCGAAACACUGGGACCAUUUCACUUUCAAUCGGUUGGUGCUUUCUCUGAAACGGCAUUCUACCACAAGUCCACACAUUCUCUCCUGGUGACCGAUGUUGUUUGUUCCGUUACCAAGGACGCACCUGCAAUUAUCCAGGAGGAUCCCCGCGCCCUUCUGUUCCACGCGCGAAAUAAUGCUAUGGAACUAGCAACAGACGAUGCGGAAACACGCCAAAGGGGCUGGCGCCGUAUGGUUCAGUUUGGACUAGUAUUUUUCCCUUCGCAAAUUGAAGUCAAAACCGUAUCACAGGCCUUGCGGGAAUCUCAACAAGUUCCAUCCCCAAUGCGGAAUUUGGGAGCCGGUGCUAUUCCUGGCGACACCCUGUAUCCUUGGAGCUGGAAGGACGAUACCGUCGAUGUGCCUAGUUUUGAUGCUAUCUCCCAAGACGGUAAAUUGUUUUGUCCACCUAUUCUCACCAAGCUGAUUCUAGAUCGCGAGCCCGUGGCAACCCUGGCAUGGGUUGAUCGCGUCACGACCCGCUUCGGGGAUAUGCAACGGGUAGUUCCGUGUCACUUG
Phaeodactylum tricornutum CCAP 1055/1 is the source of this 1546-nucleotide messenger RNA. RefSeq lists its product with no specific name. The record is from RefSeq and is a predicted model, not a curated record. The transcript has a single exon. NCBI's taxonomy places the organism in Eukaryota, Bacillariophyta, Bacillariophyceae, Surirellales, Neidiaceae. The annotation marks the transcript as partial.